AUUCCUGGCAGCUAACGGAGCAGCAGAGGCUAAAUUAGGCCUGGUUUCAUUGACUUCCAAUCCCCCGAGUCCCAGCAGUUCUGCAGCCCAGAGUAGGGGAGACCGUCUGGUGCUCAGGGCCUCUGAUGCUUCCUCAGAGCUUCUCCAGACACUGUCUGGUCGGAGACAGGUGCUGAGUGCUGCUGAGUGUUGCUGUGUGUGUGGGCUCCAGGGGCCUGGUUCAACAUUCCACUGAUAGUUUGAUAGACACAGUCUUUGGGGGAGGAAGAGGAGGAGGCCAAUGCCCACACCAACCUCACAGAAGAAGAACUGAGGGGAGGAAGUGCCUUCCCUGAUGUCUGCUGCAGCUUUGACCUGCUUCUACAGCUGAAGCUCCACCCUCGCCCCCCGCCUCGCUCGCUUGCUGCCACAGUAACACGAGUACAAGGACAGUGACCACACCCUCCUCGCAGCCUACGCUCUGACCUGCUCGUCCACCCACCACCAUCACCAUCCACUCCUCGCAGCCGGGCUCAGCCUCAAGCUCUCCUUUACCAGACGGCCAACGCUGCCAACUGCUCUCCACCAGCUGACCAGCCUUACCACAGCAGCCCAACAAACCAUCAGGCCCACGCAGCAUCUCACCCACCUUGCCUUUAACCUUCGCCUUCAACCCUCUAAGCCUCCACUUGGUCCUCAGUGUCCUUAACCUUCCUGUAGCAGGCUACACCCAGACUAUCACCUUUGUUGCCUGCUUCAACUGCACUUGGCUUUUGAAUGUUGUAGAUGAGACCAUUCAGCGAGCAGCAGUAAGGGAGCCAAGAGUGACAGCUUAAUUGUUAGUCUAAGUCGUCUCCUGGAUAUAAACUCUGUGGUUGAUUGAUCAGGAUAAUUGUCUAAUAACAUUCACAGCGAAACAUCAUCCUGCAACAUUUCACUUUGGAAAAGGAGCCCUUCAAUCAAUAGGAACUUUAUUUUGAUUUUCAUUUCAACGUUUUAAUAAGUAUCAUAGACUCUAACAACAAAUAAGCAAAAAAAAAAAAGACCUUAAAGUUGUGGAAUAAAACACUAGAGGUACUUUACUCGUGCUUGAACAGAUUUCAGCUCGGAAUACCUUUUUUUGCCAGCGCGUUGCCAUGGCGAUGAACAUGGCACACAUCCGCGACACAAAGUGGCUGACACUUGAGGUAUGCAGGGAGUUCCAGAGGGGCACUUGCUCACGCUCUGACCAGGAGUGCAAGUUCGCUCAUCCGGCCAAGAGCUGUCAGGUGGACAACGGACGGGUCAUCGCUUGCUUCGACUCACUCAAGGGCCGUUGUUCCAGGGAGAACUGCAAGUAUCUGCACCCUCCUCCCCACCUAAAGACCCAGCUUGAGAUCAAUGGCAGGAACAACCUCAUCCAGCAGAAGAACAUGGCCAUGCUGGCCCAGCAGAUGCAGCUCGCCAAUGCCAUGAUGCCUGGCACGCAGCUACCACCUAUGGUGAGAGGACACACACGUAUGAACACACCACAGCUACUGCCAACGCCCAUGUUCUCCAUGACGCCAGGCCUGGCCACCAACGCCAGCGCAGCAGCAGCUGCAGCCGCGGCCUUUAAUCCCUACCUGAGCCCAGUGUCACCAGGCCUGAUGCCCCAGGAGAUCAUGCCCAGCACCCCUGUCCUCAUGGCCUCCAGCCCCACUGUCAGCCAAGUCCCCAACGCUGCCGCUGCUGCAGCCCAGAAACUGCUGAGAACGGAUAGACUUGAGGUGUGUCGGGAAUAUCAGAGAGGCAACUGCUCUCGGGGGGAGAACGACUGUCGCUUUGCCCACCCCGCAGACAGCACCAUGAUCGACACCAACGACAACACCGUCACCGUGUGCAUGGACUACAUCAAGGGUCGCUGCUCCCGAGAAAAGUGCAAGUACUUCCAUCCGCCGGCCCAUCUGCAGGCCAAAAUUAAGGCUGCCCAGCACCAGGUGAACCAGGCCACAGCCGCCGCGGCCAUGACUCAGUCGGCUGUCAAAUCACUGAAGCGACCCCUCGACGCAACCUUUGACCUGGGCAUCGGCCCUAGUGUCAUGGCUCCCCUGCCCAAGCGGGCAGCCCUGGAGAAGGCCAACGGGGCCUCUGCCAUGUUUAACACCGGCAUGCUCCAGUACCAACAGGCCCUGGCCAGCAUGCAGUUUCAGCAGCAGGCUGCUUUCCUCCCAUCAGGCUCAAUAUUGUGCAUGACACCUGCAGCCAGCAUUGUUCCCAUGAUGCACGGUGGUAAUCCAGCCACUGUGUCUGCAGCCACCACAUCUGCCACAAGCGUUCCCUUCGCAACUGCCUCCACCAAUCAGGACUCUUCCUUUUCAAAGUUGACUACCAACGAAUACAUGCAAUUGAUUCCAAUAAUAUCUGCAGAUCAUCUGAGUAGUCACAAGUACUUGACUCAAAUGUAGUUCCUCUCAAGAACAAUCAAAUGAAUGUGUGCUGGCACCGUCCAAGCCAAAAGAGUUCAGCCUUUAUGUACAUAACCUUCAGAAUGUCAAGCAAUGGGACAAGGAGGGUCUGCCAUCUCUCAGCCGGUCCACAAUGAUGGUCUCAUCACACAUGUAAACAUCAACGGUGCAACACAUGAUCUGUGCCAUCUUCCCACAUAUCAAUGUCAAGAAGAAUUUGUUGUCAAAUUCAACGUCCAGCCAAGACAAGAGGACAUCUUGGUGCCAGAUUCAGUGUGUCUCUCCCUCUACGGGAAACGUUCACAUUACACCUCUGUGUCUGACAAAAUCAUAGCGCUCAAUUUGUUCUAAUUAUUAUCAUUACUGCACGCACAGAGGAUCAAGAGCGUGGUUGCAUAAAGCAACAUCCAGUGCUGGUACGUUAGUAGACCAAGAUUUUUCUUUCCUUUUUUAUUUGUUCUGCUUUAUUUUAUUUUUUUUUAAUUGAUAGCCAUAUUUCAUAGUUUACAAGUGAAAUGCAAACAUGCACCUUGAAUUUGAAUUGAAAUCUGAAAGGCACAAUGAUUUUAACAGGAAUUUUAUUCGCCAAAAGAAUUAGGCAUGUACAGUAUUGUGUUUUUACGGCUACUAGUGAAACUAGAUGUUGAAAUGAGGGUCUUGGACAUAUGAAUGUUCUGGGUAAACCAACAUACCUGUGUACCUUGAAAGCACAGCCAGGCUAGCUUUUCUCACCUUGUCAUGUGCCAUCAAGGCCAUACAGCUAAAAACCAGAGUGUUAUCUCAGCAGUGUUAUUUGUUUACCGAAGGUAAAAGUUUUGUAUGGCUCUUUUUGUAUUGUUUUGUUUUAAGAAUCUCCAUUGUGAGUGUUUAUUUUUUACUUUUUUUUUGUUUUCAUUUCUCUAAUUAAUCAGUUUUAGAAGUGGGGUUCUUGCCAAUUUCUUUUUUUUAAUUUUUGUUUUUCUUUUAAAAUCAAAAAUGGAGGGUUUUUCUAAAGUUUGUCAUACCUCUUUUCAUAGACUAGUGUUGUUUUUGUUUGUUGGGAUUAAGUCCAUUAAAGCCUGGUGAAGUAGAGGGUGUAGCUUCAAUUGACAAUGUGUUACAUUGUUCUCCCUCUUCUAAAGAGGAGCGACUUUAAAACUGUGUCUCCAAAAAGCACUGUUGAGCCAUGUGUUGAUGGGAAUUUAAAAACACCAGACCCUGAAGGUCUAUUAGGUCAUUUAAGCCACAUGUGCACUUGAAUGAUUGUUUGUCUGAUCACCCUGUUUUAAUUUUACAACCCAUCUUAAGUGAACUUUCACUUUUGAGGAAAUACAACACGUACUGUGUUAGUUUCCAAGCAAAACAUGAAGGUUCUUAUUCAUUUGUAGAUCUGAUAACAGAAACCAAAGCACAGUUUGUCUCUCAAUCGUAUUCACAGAGGGUUACAGAAGCAUCUCUGAAGAGGCUUAAACAAUUAAGGAAACAUCCUUCAUUCAUCUGUCCAUUUUAUGAUCACUUCCCUUUUCUUUUUUCACAGAGGUGUGUAGUGUGUCUUUACCGAUUGUAAUGUACCUAACAAAGCCUUAGAUUACAAUUAAUGGGUCUCAGCCCAAUCAAAUGUACUUUCAAUCACCAUGCAGGUAAAGAACACCAAUGAUGUUUUAUAGUUGUCUCACAUGCCGCUUAUGAUCUCUUUUUUGUUCUUUCUCUCUAUGUAAAAGUAACAAUUACUCUUAAAUUUCAUUGAACUUAUGUGUUAUGUACUACUUAAGGAUUUGAAUCUAUUUGAGGUAUGUAGUUGUAGAUUUUUCUUUUUUUUUGCCUUACUAUAUAUUACUUGACAACAUUGAUAUAGCCGUUGUAGAUUUUGAGGUAGUAUGACAUUCAUAACUUUUUCAAACCAUAUAAAUGAUAAUGUGUUGAGUCAGUUUUAAAUAUUCACUUCAUUCAUAUAGCUGGAUGUCUUUUUCAGUUGAUGUUACAUUAUCAGUUAAUUUUGUUGAUGAAAGACUUUUUUGAUACAAGGAAUGAGAUCAAUUAAUUUGCUGCCAUCUGCAGCGUCUCUGAAUAGAGAAAAAAAAACUAAUGUUUUAACCAACUUAAAUUGUCCUUGUAACAUGUCAAGAUCAUGUUUGAAAAUAUAUUGUGUUGAAAUAUCCAUGUCCAUGUUUUAGAGUAAAAAUUAUUUUCUACUGUAUCCAUUUAAAAAAAGAUAUGUACUUUUGUUUGAAUAUUUCUUAAGUUUGCCCUGAAUGUCAGGCCAAAACGAGCAGUGAGAUUGACGGGUGUUUGGAUGUUUGGUGGAUAGUGAGAUUAGGAGCGAGAAAGCAAAGACUUCUCCGGGUCGGAGAAGUCAGUAAUUCUGCAGAUGAUGAGUUCUAACCUAAGGGACGAAGGUUGACUUUUUGCACUUCUGUAUAUAGUCAAAUGAACAGAGAAAAAAUGUGUAUAAUAUUGAGAUAUUAUUUUGAAUAAAAAAAGAUCUAUAAUUAUAAGGAAUUUUGCUAGAUUAAUUUAAAUUCUUAAAUUAGAAGACCAGCUAAAAAAAUUGCUUGCAAAGAAGGGCACUAGUUUCUUGGCCAAUGCAUUCAGAGAAAGCUAUGCGCUUUUUGUCUUAUUUUAUCAGUGGCUAGUAUUGCCAGGGAAUGUUGUAGGGGAAUAAAAUCCCCAUGUCAUGCUAACUCCACCCCUCCUGUAGGAUGACACAUCCAGUAAUGUCCAUAUGUCAUUUGUUGGACUUGGUCAUGCAGUAUUGCUGCUCCCAUGGUACAGUUGAUACAUAAACCUCUCAAAAAUUGUAUUCUAUUAUAGUUUGAUUUGACUGCAUGUAAAAGUACAAACAUGUAAACAAAAGAAUCUGCGUAGUUAUGUAAAGAAAGAUAACACAUUCAGAUUACAGAAUACACAAUACUAUGUUUGUUUGUUUUUUCAAAUUAUACAUACAGUAGAUAACAUCCACAGUGGGGAGAAAUAAUACUUCAAAAAACAAGUCAUCUUACUCUUGUGUGAUAAAAAUAUUUUCCAAGCAAACAUGUUAUUUAAAGAAUGAUAAAAUAUAAGCACUCAUCCACCCCAGAUACUUUCUCAUAGCCAUAUAAUUACAGUUGACACUGACUCACAGGAAGUUGUUCCUGCUAUCAUAGCUGUGCACUCAGCAGGUGAAGGCUCACCACACCAAAUGCGUAUUUGGCAAAUUAGUCUUUGAAAUGAAUGUAACAGUCACCGGUCAACAUGUUUCUGACUCGAGGCUGCUGUAUAGUCGCUACAGAACCAAAGUACCAUUUUCUCCAAACCAGUUGUUCAGUCACCUGGCUGCAACCAAGGUUUAUCUUCCCUGCUGAGGGCACAUGUACGCUUUGACUGCUUUUUACUUGUAAGUGCAACCACCUACGUAUUUGCUAACAGUUGCCACACAAUAAUGUACUAUUCUGUCUUCAGAUUUGUUUAUGCACAUUUUAUUGUUGCCAUAAUUGACUCUUGCUGUAUGGAUGAAAAAAAUCUGAAUAAAACAAUAUUUGAUUUGCUCAUGCAA
Molecule: messenger RNA, 5916 nt
Organism: Morone saxatilis (striped sea-bass)
Lineage: Eukaryota; Metazoa; Chordata; Actinopteri; Moronidae
Gene: mbnl1
Product: muscleblind-like splicing regulator 1
Exons: 13
Coding region: 1116-2405 (429 amino acids)
Molecular function (GO): metal ion binding
Source: RefSeq, a predicted model, not a curated record